This is a messenger RNA of Nicrophorus vespilloides, 580 nucleotides long. Its product is annotated as transcription factor 21-like. The transcript has 3 exons. Lineage: Eukaryota; Metazoa; Arthropoda; Insecta; Coleoptera; Silphidae. The record is from RefSeq and is a predicted model, not a curated record. Gene Ontology annotation, biological process: regulation of transcription by RNA polymerase II; developmental process. Gene Ontology annotation, molecular function: RNA polymerase II transcription regulatory region sequence-specific DNA binding; protein dimerization activity; DNA-binding transcription factor activity, RNA polymerase II-specific. Bases 52 to 468 code for a protein of 138 amino acids.
GUGAUUCUUUAAUUGCUGUGACUGUUAGUUGAUAAUUCAAGAUAUAUUAAGAUGCCGAGAAAACGUAGAUGCAGUUCCAGCAAUUUGGACUCCGACGAGGAUUUCGACGAUGCAAAACAUCAUCCGCAGAGGAACGCCGCGAAUGCAAGGGAGAGGGCUCGAAUGAGAGUGCUGAGCAAGGCUUUCUGCCGUCUGAAAACAACAUUGCCGUGGGUUCCGGCGGACACGAAGUUAUCGAAACUGGACACGCUGCGAUUAGCGACCAGCUACAUAGCACACCUCGAAGCUGUAUUGACUGAUCAAACUGUGCCCAUAGAAAACGGACACAAACACCCAUUAACACUGACAUGGCCAUUUAGUUUCCAAAAGCCCGAUUCAUCGACGGACACCUGCAAUUCCGAACAGGCGUGGUCCGAAAUUCCACACCAACAUCAGCUUCGAGGAAAAGACUCCACCUACUAUUAUUAAUAACCAUCAAUCUAUCUAUAUAUACAGUAGACUCUAUACCAUUUUUUAUUUAUUGCCAAGAAACAAACAAACAUAUAGUUUUAUACUACACUUAAAUCUCAAUUAAAUUAUU